UAUAUUUGAGCAAUACAAUAGCACUGGUUCGAUCGAAGCUAAACAUAGGAAGAAACAGUCAUACACGGAAGCGAACAAUAAUUGGUACAUGUACACUGAUGUAUUAUCAUCUUCGUGGACAUCUUAAUUGCUGGAACGAAAUUACAAUGCAGUGUCCGCGGUUUUUGCGUGCUGGAGCGAGAGCGAAGGGACAGGUAGAGCUUAUGGCCGGCAAGUCCAGUGCGUCUGUCCCCAGUCUUCUUGACCACACCCACAUCCAGCCAUUCGAGGAUAUGCCUACACCAAGCGGUCCAAGAAGCUGGCCAGUCAUCGGGGCAUUAUUCAACUUUAAACCAUUCACGGAGUUCACUGGCGUGACGAUACACCGUCUUCUGAACCAGCUCCACGAGGAACUAGGGGAAACAUUCCGCAUCCGCCUGGGCAAGUGGUAUGUUUGUACUGCCGACCCUGAAGCGAUGGAGACCAUCAUAAGACACGAGGAGAAGUACCCAGUUAGACCUUCCUUAGACCUUUACGAGACCUACGUCAGGAGGGAAAAUAGACCUGUCAACCUUGGAGUCUUGAACGGUAAGGAAUGGUGGCAGCUCCGGAAACGGGUCCAAAAGAAGUUGUUGCCUCCCCGGUCGGCCCUGGUGUACCUCCCCGCACAGAACAAGGUCGCGGAUGAGUUCAUCGCCCUUCUCAAGUCAAAGCACCUCUCGGCGCACGAGCUGAGAGAAACAUAUUUCAGAUUCGCUGUGGAGGCUAUAUCAGUCGUUGUCUUCAACAAAAGGAUGGGCUUCCUGUCUCCCGAUACCAUCCCUCAAGACUGCGAGGAGUAUCUUACUGCUGUCAAAGAAUUCUUUGCUGUGUUUAACACUUUCAUCGGCAAGGCGCCACUGUACAGAUUCUUCCGGACGCCAAUGUACAUGCGGAUGAAGCGAGCGGCCGAUAAAGCAUAUGAGUUUUCCAACAAGGCUGCGACUGAGGCCAUACAGCGAGGUCUGGAGUUGGAAAAGACGGGGAAGUGGGAUCCUGGAGAAGCCAACUUUAUUCUGUCUCUCUUCGCGUCUGGAUCUCAGAGCGUGGACGAGAUCAGCUCCAUCAUGCAGGACCUCAUGGUCGGAGGCACGGACUCGACGGCCAAAAAUCUCGAGUUCUUUCUGUAUGCACUAGCGAGUCAUCCUGAUGUCCAGGAUACGUUGUACACGGAGGUGUUGAGGGAGGUUGGGCCAACGGGCCCGGUGACGGAGGAGGCGCUGUCCAAUAUGCCGUACCUGAAGGCGUGUCAGAAAGAGGGGUUCAGAAUGCGUUAUCCCGUACCAACAGGUACUGCUCGCAUAUUACAAAAUGGAUUGAAUCUCAACGGAUACUACAUACCUAAAGACACAAUUGUCAUCAUGAACAACCCACGUCUACUGAAGAACCCUGAAUAUGUGAAGGAUCCUGACAAGUAUCAACCAGAUCGGUGGCUGAGGAAUUCAUCGGGUCAGCUGACGAAUAAUAUACCUGGUGUGGGGCUUCUACCCUUCAGUUUCGGGCCCCGAAAAUGUGUAGGACAGAGAUUUGCUGAACAGGAAUUAAAUCUUGCUGCUGUUAAGGUGCUUCAGAACUUCAAGAUCUCACUGCCGGAAGGUUUCGAGGAGCCAGAAAUUAUUUAUGAAGUUUUUGGGACAUUUUCGAAACCAAUCCCUUUCAUCUUCACACCCCGAGAACAGAUCCAAAGUUAAAUUAUUAUUCUAAUAUUCUGGAUUCGAUGUACGGCUAAGACGCCCAUGUGUUGACCUGACUUCUUAUAAAGACUAUGGAAGAGGGUGGGAUGUGUCCACGAGAAACACACUAUAUGUUAUGCAAAUGCAGUGACCGACAUAAACCCAUGUGAGCAUCUGGUCAUUGUGACUAGCAUUAACCUACCUGAUCCUGCGUUAACAUACAUACCCCUGUGUUCACCGAAAUUUGGGAUCUGAGGGGAAGCAACUACAAGUCCUAGGGCCGUGUCGUCAGUGCCACCGACAUGGUAUGAUACUGCGUCUACCUACAGGCUGACUCAACCAAGAUGGUAUGCCUAAGCAUCAACAUGCCAUUAUACUGCGUCUACCUACAGGCCGACUCAACCAAGAUGGUAUGCCUAAGCAUCAACAUGACAUUAUACUGCGUGUACCUACAGGCCGACUUAACCAAGAUGGUAUGCCUAAGCAUCAACAUGACAUUAUACUGCGUGUACCUACAGGCCGACUCAACCAAGAUGGUAUGCCUAAGCAUCAACAUGACAUUAUACUGCGUCUACCUACAGGCCGACUCAACCAAGAUGGUAUGCCUAAGCAUCAACAGGACAUUAUACUGUGUCUACCUACAGGCCGACUCAACAAUGAUGAUUUGUCUAAGCAUCAACAUGACAUUAUACUGCGUCUGCCUACAGGCCGACUUAACUACGAUGGUAUGCCUAAGCAUCAACAUGACAUUAUACUGCGUCUACCUACAGGCCGACUCAACUAUGAUGGUUCUCAUCUUCCCUAAGUCCAGUUUCCACCCUUGCCGAACUGGGCUGGAAAUCCGGAGUUACACUCUGGCUAGACAAAGGAGUCUAGGCAUAGUCCAAUCACAAUCGCGUAACGAAGAAGACAUCCGGUUCGUAAACAACGUGGAUUUCAACAUGCAGAUUUCGAUCGACUGCAGGGUUUGCAAAACAUGUGUACCGUCAACUGGGCGUCGACAGAUAUUUUGCAAAUCCUUUCAUGUUUUUAAGCAAGGUGCUCACGUGAUGUGACGCACUUCGCCACGUAACAUCCGUUUUAUUACAAUAUAGAUCUUGAUCAUCGAUCAGAUCAUCUUGACAAGUUGCCGCCAUUUUGCUUGAAGCAAAUGCGAGUGAUAUGAGAGAUGGAAUCUGAUUGGUCAAUAGGAGGGACAUAGAAGGCGUUCCUAACGAGCCUGGAAAUUCCUGCCUACUUCAGCAAGGGCGGAAUCUGGACUUUUAUAGUCAGUUAACGCCCUUGACUGGGGAGGAUGGGUAAGUUGGCUGACGUAAAGACUAUACAAGUUGGAAUAUAGUAUUUGUUUAUUGUCAAUUUGUUGUCAACGUAACAGACAAGAUGCUAUCAAGCCGGUGUUUGGUGCGAGUUUCCCUAUGUUGUGUAUUUCAAAACUAACUACACAACUAAACAAAUAAAUUUCAUAUUCUUAUAGUUAGUACGGCAUUUGUGAACAAACCUUCCACUAUCCGUUCAUAAGAGUAUCAUAUUAAAUAUGUUUGAAUGUAUAUUUCAGUUGACUGAAAUCUUGGGUAGUUCUCAGUAACGUUUAAAGUUACAGCAUUCUAGAUACCACGCUGGCGUGUCCAAACUGAUGAACCCACGUGACCUGUAAUCUCAGUAGAAAACACUUUCAUCUGCUGGUCAAAUGGUAUGUGUUAAUACUGACAUAAAACAUGUUUUAGUAGUGUAUGUCGCCAACAGGGCUUGUUAGUAGUGCUAUCAUAAUGUAUAUUAUAUACAAAGCGAGCAUGUAUGGACUCGUACUACUUGCAAUAUGCUACUUACUGGAUACGUGUUGCCACGCCACGUUCGGACAUAAUCAUUGACCUUGUAUUUUUGAAGGCACUAAUAAAUACAGUUAUUGAC
Molecule: messenger RNA, 3599 nt
Organism: Haliotis rufescens (red abalone)
Lineage: Eukaryota; Metazoa; Mollusca; Gastropoda; Lepetellida; Haliotidae
Product: cytochrome P450 10-like
Exons: 10
Coding region: 99-1709 (536 amino acids)
Molecular function (GO): oxidoreductase activity, acting on paired donors, with incorporation or reduction of molecular oxygen; iron ion binding; heme binding
Source: RefSeq, a predicted model, not a curated record